This is a messenger RNA of Cuscuta campestris, 1639 nucleotides long. Lineage: Eukaryota; Viridiplantae; Streptophyta; Magnoliopsida; Solanales; Convolvulaceae. The record is from the annotation of a GenBank genome assembly.
AUCCAUCCUUUGGGUUCAUUAUUUCCCGUCUCCUUCUGGUCCGUGUCUCCGUCUGCCUUCUGCUCUUCGCCGACAUCGUUCGUUCCAUCCCCACCAAUUUCUCAGAUUCACAUCGGUUGCGGAUCUGGAGAGCAAUCUGCAUUCGGAACCAGCAACCAGAGAUCCGCUCCUUCCCGGCUGUAUCCUCAAUAUCCGGCAUCGAUCCCCGAUUCCGAGGCUUUGCCGUGUAUGUGUUGGAAAUCUGGAUGCGGUUUAUGGUAAUCUAGAGGUUCGGAAUUGAAGAAACAAUGCUACCUAGAGCUUCUAGUGCGUCCGUUCGGGAUCGGACUCACGAGUUUCAGAGCAUAUCGGAACGGCUGAAGAAAUCAUAUACGUCGGCGCACGAUGCUGCGAGUAGCAGUGCAAGCAGCAGUAGAUCGGAUCAGAGGUCCAUGGUCGCCAUCCAGUCUGAGUUCAAUAGAAGGGCGUCGAAAAUCGGGCUGGGGAUUCACCAGACGUCUCAGAAGCUCUCCAAGCUUGCUAAAUUGGCCAAAAGAACAUCCGUUUUUGAUGAUCCCACUACAGAGAUUCAAGAACUGACUGCAGUCAUCAAGCAAGAUAUUACUGCCCUGAACUCUGCUGUAGUUGAUCUUCAGCUUGUAUCUAAUUCACGUAAUGAAAGUGGAAAUAGUGACACCACUACCCAUUCAGUUACAGUUGUGGAUGACUUGAAGAACCGCUUGAUGAGUGCGACAAAGGAGUUUAAGGAUGUCCUAACAAUGCGAACAGAGAAUUUGAAGGUCCAUGAGAACAGAAGGCAGCUUUAUACUUCUGGCCCUGCCAAGGAUACUUCAAAUCCAUUUGUUCGCCAGCGUCCAUUAGCUGCCAGAUCUUCUGCUAGCACUUCUUCUUCUCCUCCCCCGUGGGCUAAUGGGCCAUCUUCAUCACAGUUAUUUCCCAAGAAACAAAAUGAUGGAGAAAGUCAGCCACUACUGCAGCAGCAACAACAACAACAGCAGAUGGUUCCCUUGCAAGACAGCUACAUGCAAAGUAGAGCUGAAGCCCUUCAAAAUGUGGAGGCUACAAUACAUGAGCUGGGCAGUAUUUUUAAUCAACUUGCCACAUUGGUUUCUGAGCAAGGGGAGAUAGCAAUCAGGAUUGAUGAGAACAUGGAGGACACACUUGCAAAUGUAGAAGGGGCACAAGGGGCCUUACUCAAGUAUCUCAACAGCAUCUCUUCUAAUAGGUGGCUCAUGAUUAAGAUAUUCUUUGUCUUGGUUUUCUUCCUCAUGAUUUUCCUCUUCUUUGUGGCAUAGUAAAAACUGGAGUAAUUGUCUAUCUAAGGAAACAAAUGGAGUAAUUAUAAUCUAUAUACAUCUUUCAUUAUGUUGAAUGAUGACGACCGAACACUUGUGAAGAUCACAUAUACAUUUUUUUUGUAUGAUAAGAAUUAUUGUAGUAUUUGCUUCGUGAAGCAAAUAUUUACUCCGUAUAUGAUAUGCCUCAUUUUUCGUUUGAUAUAUUGGAUAAUGAUUAAUGACUUGUGAUUAUAUCGGCAAUUUUUGAACAUUAUGUUUAUGAAAUUCAUGCGUGCAUCUAUGCCACAAUGGUGUAUCAAAAGUAUGUGUUUGUGUCUAGGUUAUAAACUUAAUAGACAUAU